AUGAAGUACGCUGUGAUUCUAGUUGCUGUAUUUUUCAGCUGUGCUUUCGGCAUAGACACCGUUCCUUCUUUGAAUGUGACAAAAUAUCUUGGUCGCUGGUAUCAGGUAAAGCUGUGUACUGUGAUGUUCAUGAUUAUGUAACCGCGUGUAUUACUUGUGGACUACUUUGAGGGACGAAGUCUCUUUCAACGCAACGCUUUCCAACAUUUUAACUGUGCGAUAAUGUAUGUCAAAAACCUUUUGAGAAUUUAUUAGGUAUAAGCGAUGCCGUUUAAACCCAUUUAUUCGCACAGCACGACAUGGCCGAUACAAACUGAGUGAAGGUUACAAACUUGUCGAAUACAUGUGUAUGACCCUAUGCUCUGCAUGAAAGCAAAAUAUCAACCUUACAAUACUGCAUGUUCCAUACAAUAGACAUUGCGCACUAGUUUGCAAAAAGCUGUCGUUUGAUAUGUACUUUCGUCUGGGCCUGGUUGUUCAAAGCUUGGUUAAGAUAACUCAGGGUUAGUGAGAAACCUAGUUUAAGAUCUGAAAGCUUUAAAAGAAAAUUCAAUACAAUUAUUUUUGUCUACAACUUGAUGACUGGAUGCCCUUCAAAGAAGAGAGAAAAUUAUUACAGAAAGACUUUCAAACAAAGGGAUAAAGAAACCUAGAUAAAAUUUUAACCCUGGGUUAGCGCUAAUCAGCCUUCGAACAGCUGGGCUCUGAUGCGUAAUGGCCGAUAGGAAGUUAACAAGGCCUUUUUACAAAAGGUAAUUGAUUACAGUAUUUACUCGGCAACGAUUAGUAAAAUUCCAUAUACUGUGAUCAAAGUUGGCGAAAAAUUAAAGUAUCUGUGUUCAUCAGCAAAUGCUCCUCGUUUUUCAUCUUUGAGCAGUGUUAUGUAAUACGCUGGUGGUCACGUUAAAGUGGAUCGUAAAUCUUUCAUUCACGUUUUCUUUCCUGCGCAUGCAUAUCACGCGAUUAUUCCCCUAGCGUGAAAUAGUGUAAAAUUUUUCAUCAGCACCUCCCCUUUGAUGUCAUUUCCUUUGAUGUCAUUUCAAUUUCAUUUUCUUUAUUUUUCUGUGCGAAUAGGUAUAUGCCGACCCCACAGUUAUGGCUACUUCUGAGCGUAACCAAGUUUGCGUGACAGCGGAUUGUAAGUGAACAUUCGUACUUAAAAAGUUUGUCUGACAUACCACUGGUUACCAAAGCCUAAUUUAAAAUUGUUUUUACCAAAAUUAUUUUUCAGAUUCACUCCGGAAAGAUGAAAAAAUAGGAGUUCUGAAUAGAGGGAGACUCUACACACCGACAGGAAAGGAAAGCAGCAUCACUGGGUAUGCCUACAUGACCAACCCCGACGAACCAGGAAAGCUAACACUGCAUCUGGACGGCGUACCUUUCCUCGCUUCAUGUAAGUUUAAACGACGCUAAGCUAUUACGUAAAGAAAAGGAUGCAGCGUUUCCCUUGAACUUAACAUACAUGGUUAGUCUGAGGUGGGAGGGAACGAUCCGAACUAUCAUGAACGAGAACGAACGAACGAGAGGGACUGGGACACACAACUGCGCAAAAUGCCGGUUGCAAAACACCGAUGUCGCAAUGUCUUUUAUGCUUGGGUACUGUAGCCUGCGCUCCAGUCGCUAGCAUACCGAUGCGAGAAGGUAACAAAAAAAAUUAUAAUAAUUUAAUGUAUUUACUGACAAGCAAAAGCUAACGGAUGCGUUUUCUUCUUAACAGAUUGGGUGUUAAAACUAGGACCACCUACGUUUGGUGAAAAAGGUCUUUAUCAGUACUCUGUGGUCACAGACAGCAAGCAGAUUAUGUUGUUUGUGCUGACGAGAGACGUAGAAAUAUUCAAAAGCCAAUAUGAUGAGGAAGUGCGAAGUUUUUUAAAGGAAAACGGCUUUACUCACUUCUACAACAAGCCUGUAGCCACAUUACAGGACAAGAAAUGUUUGUACGGAGCUGAAAAGCCUUCUCCGUAUCAGACAGUGAAAGAAUUUCUUCGAAAUGAAUAGACAUUUCGGCCACAGUUGUAGUUUUGAAGAUCAAAAGAAAUAUAGCAAAUAAAAAAUCAAAGAUGUGAUGUGAUGUGAUUUGAUACACCUCAGUCUAAACCACAAUUCAGAGGAGAGGUCAACGUUGUAAAACUUGAUCUCGAUUUAAAAUGUUAAGACUCGUAGCCAUGAAACGUCAGAGUUAUCAUUUGAAAAGAUUUGAUACACUCUAUCACAGCUAUCAUGAAAAUUCCGCUUUUAAGUAACCGUUGAGAAUGAAAAGAGGCAUAGGCAAGAAUGGUCACAUGAAUACCCCCACCCAUUUACAAUCAUAGGACUAAGGUGCUAUAAAAAUCCCGGUUAGACAGUUAGUUGAAAGAGACAGCAAUUAAAUCAUUAUUUGAUUCGUUCUUGAUUUACGAUAAUCUCUUGCAACUACAGACACUACUGCCGUCGAUGUAAUAAAAAUUUCAAUUUUUCACUAGUGUUUACA
Messenger RNA from Pocillopora meandrina, 2470 nucleotides. The record is from the annotation of a GenBank genome assembly. Lineage: Eukaryota; Metazoa; Cnidaria; Anthozoa; Scleractinia; Pocilloporidae.